This is a messenger RNA of Triticum aestivum (bread wheat), 2808 nucleotides long. RefSeq lists its product as uncharacterized. The transcript is spliced from 4 exons. Gene Ontology annotation, molecular function: protein binding. The coding region runs from base 487 to 2676 and encodes 729 amino acids. Gene Ontology annotation, biological process: protein ubiquitination. The record is from RefSeq and is a predicted model, not a curated record. NCBI's taxonomy places the organism in Eukaryota, Viridiplantae, Streptophyta, Magnoliopsida, Poales, Poaceae.
AGUAAAUCAAUUUCCCGGUCUCCCGCCGUCAACGCCAUUCCCCGGCGCCAGUCUUCUGCAAUCUCUCACCGUCGGCAGCCCACUACCUCUCCCCUCUCUUUGGCCGCGUCGGCCUCCACCUCUUCUCCCUCUCUGACUCUUUGCGGCGGCGCCGCCCCCGGUCCAGUCCCUCUCCCUUGCCGCCGCUUCCACUGGAUCAGCUCGUCGGGGCCCAAAUCCGGCCGCUGGAGCACGGAUCUGCCCGGAUCGAUCCUCUUAACCAACGCCGGGAGACCAACCUACCGGCCUCGCGACUCGCCGCGACCAAAAGCACAUCGAGGGCGGAGCGGAGGCAUCUACUCCCUGCCGUGGUGACUCGUCCGUCGCCUGCUCUGCUCUCAGCAGCCUAACUCGGCAUAUGUAUAUGUAUAUGUAUAUAUCGGCUGUACUAAUCCAGCCUUUUCCACGCAUAAACUCCAGCCGCGACCAAGAUCUGUGGCCUACGCCAUGGCAGACCUCAACCAAGUCGUCCGCUCGGUGCGGCUGCUCAGGAUUCAGGAGUUCAGCUCGAUGAGGGGCGGCGAGUCUGGCUUCGAAGCCAAAUGGGAUGUUGAUGGGUACGAGUGGCAAGUAAAUCUCAUUUUUGCAAGGAGACCGUAUGUGGUUCCGGCUCUUUGUUUUCUAAGCGAAGCCCGCACACAGCGCGGCGUGAGGGCGACCCUGGCCUGUCGCCUGGUAGAUCCAAGCGGGGAGCUUGAACCAGCUCACGAGGGUAGUGUGUCAGCAACCUUCUAUCAUCCCCAAGAGUUCGAACUAUUGUGCCCCCUGGAUCUCAUAGAUAGAGAUUUCAUACCAUCUGGUUAUCUCAAGAACGAUACUUUGACUCUGUGCUGUUCCAUCACAGUGUACAAGGAAUCACCAGCAGCACCAACCAUCCCAGCUGAAGAAGCGAUCGCGCCACCGUCCUCCAACUUGCACCAGCAUCUCGGUGAGCUCCUUCAGAGUGAGACGGGAGCCGAUGUCAACUUUCUUGUCGGCAAAGAGUCUUUUGCUGCGCAUAAGAACAUACUUGCCGCGAGGUCUCCGGUUUUCAAUGCCCAGUUCUUCGGAGACAUUAAAGACAAGUGUUCGGCACGCGUGGAGAUCGAGGACAUGGAGGUGGCCGCAUUCAGGGCCAUGCUGCACUUCAUCUACACCGACACGGUGCCCGAGCUUGAUCACCCGCUCCAGGAGGUGACAACAAUGGCUCAGCAUUUGCUUGCAGCCUCAGACAGGUACCAACUCGACAGGCUCAAGCUGAUUUGCGAAAUAAAGCUCUCAGGCGGCAUCACCGUCGACACCGCAGCCACAACUCUUGCCUUGGCAGAGCAGCACAAUUGCCUGAAGCUCAAGGCCAAAUGUAUCAAGUUCAUCGUCAGCACUCCCGUGGUUCUUGGUGAUGUGUUGGCGACCGAGGGGUAUAAGCACCUCGAGGCAAGCUGCCCUUUGGUGUUGACCGAGCUUCUCAAGUCUGUCCAUGUGACGAAGAAAACCAAUGUAUUUUCUGAAAAAAUGCUGCAGUUAGGCGCACGAAACGCAGCCGUGGGAUGGCGCGGCACAAGUGGAUCGUGGGCAGAUGAUCGGGAGUUAGUUAGCCCAGUUGUUAGCCUCUGUAAUAUCCAUACUUUCAGAGAGAGGAAUAACAGGAAAAACGCUGUCGAGUUCGACGGCACAAAAUAUACCAGUGUCUUCCUCCUAGCGUGGGUUCAUCCCUCUCUCGCUCGCUCUAUCCUCUCGAUCGAUUCGGCAACGACAGCCCGCACAUGCCCUGUGAGGACGAAAGUACGCUAUUGCAUAAUAGAUCCGAGAGGAGUGCUUAAACCAUUUGACAGAUGUUGUAUGUCAUUAACAUUCAAGAAGCCACAAGACAGCUCAUUCGAAGUGGUUUUCAUGGAUACAAGGGACUUGGAAGCAUCGGAUUAUCUCAAAGAUGAUUCUUUUACCGUGCAAUGCACCCUUGAGGUUUUCAAGGAACUACCAGAUAUAGCAACGAUCUCCCUGAAAGAACUGCAUCUGCCAUCGUCUAACUUGCACCAGCAUUUCGCGGAACUCCUGCAGAACGAGACCGGAGCAGACGUCACGUUUCUCGUGUCCGGUGAGUCCUUUGCUGCGCAUAAGAACAUACUGGCUGAAAGGUCCCCUGUCUUUAUGGCCGAGUUCUUUGGAGAGAUGAAGGAGAAGUGCUCACAGAUUGUGCAAAUCAAGGACAUGGAGGCUGUGGUAUUCAAAGCCCUUCUUCAGUUCAUCUACCGAAACACUGUGCCAGAAUUCAGACAACAGACAGAGGUGGAUGCGGAGGCCGUCUACACCGACUCUGUUCCAGAGUUCGAACAUCAAGAGGAGGUGGAUGCCGAGACGGCGACAGUGAUGGCUCAACAUCUUCUUGCUGCUGCUGACAGGCAUGGACUGAACAGGCUCAAGCUCAUCUGCGCCCGCGAGCUCUCUGGUGCCAUCAACGUCGACACGGCAGCAACAGCUUUGGCUUUAGCCGAGCAACACAACUGCCCGGAGCUAAAGGCGAGGUGUGUUGAUUUCAUUAUCAGAACCUCUGCCACUCUUGAUGCCGUGUUGGCGACGGAGGGGUUUAAGCACCUCGAGGCAAGCUGCCCACUAGUAGUGAUUGACCUUCUCAAGUCCGGGCGUCGGAGAAAAACUUGAAGCAUAUCUUGGCGUCACGGGGCCAAGAUUUGAUGGUCCAUGGUAUUGUAUCUGUUUGAAGUUUAGUACUGUACUACCAUAUGCCGUCUUUCAAUAAAAAUUAAAACCUGCCUAUGUACAUCUGUAUAUGCU